UAUUUUUUUUAGUGAAUAUCGAUAGUUUUUAAUCACUAUCGAUAGUAUCGGCAAAAUGUCAUCACUUACGCGUAUGUUGUGACGCUGCCACUUUUUCGGUAAGAGAAAUAAACAACAGCUAAGUAAUAAUUAUAUUUAAGUUGACGGUUCUACAAAUCAUGGAGAAGUUCCUGAAAAGAUCAAAAACAGACUCAGCCAGCAAAGAAAAUGUAAUUGAUAUUGGCAAUAUCAACAGUGGUAGUGAAUCUGAUAUUGGAUUUGAAAAAAUAAGAACAAGAAAGAUGUCAUCAGAAGCAUGGGCCUUUUUUGAAAAAACGAAAGAUGGAAAACAUGCUAAAUGUCGUGUAUGUUCCCAAACAUAUAAAACCAGCGGCAACACAUCAAACCUUUUCGACCAUCUCAAACGAGCUCACCCGACUUUCCGAGAAUUGCCAAAACCAGCAAAUACUAUCAAACCCUUUCUUAAAAACGUUGAAACGUAUGCAAAUACCUCGGAACGUAAACAAGCAAUUGACAGUGCCUUAAUGGGUAUGAUUGCUUCCGAUGUCCAGCCAUUCAGCAUUGUCAAUGACAAGGGUUUUCAGAAAUUUAUAAAAUGUUUAGACCCUCGCUACGAAUUGCCAUCUCGUAAUACUUUACAAAAUGUGCAUAUGGCAAAUUUGCACAAAAAAAUCAAAGAUAAAUUGCAAGAUAUUCUUAAUGAAGUCGAUUACUGCUCAAUUACUACGGACUGUUGGACAUCUCGUGCAAAUGAAGGUUAUUUAACCGUCACGUGUCACUUCAUCACGAAUGAAUUCACCUUACGUUCAGCUGUUUUAUCAACAAAAAAACUUCUAGUGGCCACCAAUCACGGUUCAGAUAAUAUUGCAUCUUCGUUGCGUGCUGUUUUCAACGAAUGGGGUAUUAUGGAGAAGGUCGUGUGCGUUGUUACAGAUAAUGACAGCACUAUGAUUAAAGCAUGUGAGCUGCUACAGAAACGUCAUCUUCCAUGCUAUGCGCACACAAUAAACCUUUUGGUUCAAGACUGUUUAAACCAAACAUUUAUAAAAGAAAAUGUUUUAGCAAAGUGUAAACGAAUCGUGACAUUUUUUAAGUCCAGCACAAUCGCAUAUCAAAAGUUUAAGGACAUACAAGCGACAGUUAAACCGUAUAGUCUGCUGCAGGAGGUGCCCACACGUUGGAAUAGCGCAUACAGGAUGAUUGAGAGAAUAUUGCUUACAAAUGACUUUAUUUCAACUGUACUAUUAGCAACAUCAAAAGCUCCAUCACCUCUGACUGCAGAUGAAAUUGACUUCUUGAAGGAUCUUAAAGAAAUUCUAUCGCCCUUUGAAAAUGCCACCGUACAGACGUCAUUGAGUUCAUCUGUAUCAGUUUCCUUAAUAAUACCAUUAACAUGUGGCCUCUUCCAAAGUCUUCAAGAGCUAAAAGGAAAAAUGAAGACACCAGAAGGACUCCAAGCGUGCCUAUUCUUAAUCGAGCGGAUAAAGAAGCGUUUAUUUCCUUAUGAGGACCGAACGGCAACAAGAUUAGGCACAUUAUUAGAUCCACGGUUUAAAAAAGAAGGAUUCCGAUCUGUGUUUAAUGCAGAUCAAGCAUCAAAAGUCCUAGAAAAUGAAAUGGCUGCUAUAUGUAAGGGGCAUUCUUCAACUGUAGAACCGUCAACUUCACAAAGCAUGAACAAUGAACCGCAACAGCCACUCCUUAAUUUUAUGAAAAGUAAAAUAGCUAACAAAGUAAGAACAAGCCGAGUUGAUGCAAUAGUCUAUACUCGACAGUAUUUUGAAAAUGAAAAUGCUCCGACAGAAAGUGAUCCACUGGAAUAUUGGAGAUAUAAUGCCAAUGACAUGUCUUCACUUAAAAUAUGUGCGACACGUUAUUUAUGUAUUCCAGCCACUUCAACCGAAUCGGAAAGGAUGUUCAGCAAAGCUGGCUUAAUAAUUUCAGACAGAAGAACUUGCCUAAAAUCCAAAAAUGUAGACAUUCUUCUUUUUUUAAACAAAAAUGACUGGAUUACCCAAUAAUUUUCACAUAGAAAAUAGUAUAUGCUUCGAUACCAAUAUUAGUGUUAAAGAACACAAUUUUUUCAAUUGUAUUGAAAUUGAAAAUCAACGUAUCUUUUUUGGAUUUCAAAAUUUUUAUUUAAAUAAGAUAGUCGUUCAAAAGUUUGUUUUUAUGUUCCAAAAAAUGUUUCAUUAAAGCGAUAAUGAAUUCAAAAAAUUUUAUUUUAAUUGGAACUUAAAAAAAUUUAAAUUAAUAUUUAAAAAUAUUUAUUUUUAAUAGAACGUAUUUUAAUUUUAAAUGUAAUUUUAUGGAUUCGCCUUAAAGCACUAUAUAUAGUUCAUUCAAUGAUCUCAUGAAUUUACUAAGUCAUUGCUAUUAGCGCUUUUGUUUUUUCCUUUUUAUAUUCUUGAAUAAAAAUGUUAUUUUGUUGUUUAAAAUAUAUUGGUAAUUUGUUCUUCAGGAAAAAUAAUACUGAUUUGUAGAUAAUCAGUAAACAUGAUUUAAUCAUAUAGCCUUCUCGGCCAACUUUAACCGGUCCUAUACCGUUGCAUUAUAUGACUAAGUAUUGGUGAUUGUAACAUCUGAAAGAAUGUUACGAAUUCGAAUCUGUCCAUCUGUUUCUUGUAUGUCUUACAAAAUAUCCCUCCCCAUAUUAGGCUCGCCUCUAUACAAAAUAUCCCUCCCAAUAUUAGGCUCCGGGGCUCGAAAAACUCCAUAUGACUUUAGAUACUAGUCGAAUUCGUCAUGCUGCACUAACCAGGCGAGAAAUGCAAUAUUCAGUCCAAUUAUGAAUAAAAAUUCCUAAUGAAAAAAAUUAUUUGAAAAAUUGAGUUGGAAAAUUGGAAAUUGAAUUGGUGAAUUGUUCUUGAGGAUUUUUUAAAGGGAGAAAUUUUUAUUCAUAAUUGCGCUGGUUACAUAUCCGAUACUAUCGAUAGUAUCGAUAGUUUUACAACAAACUAUCGAAACUAUUGAAUGGGACGAAUAUCGAUAGUUUGACA
Messenger RNA from Musca domestica (house fly), 2999 nucleotides. RefSeq names its product E3 SUMO-protein ligase ZBED1-like. Lineage: Eukaryota; Metazoa; Arthropoda; Insecta; Diptera; Muscidae. Gene Ontology annotation, molecular function: DNA binding; protein dimerization activity. The transcript has 3 exons. The coding region runs from base 159 to 2021 and encodes 620 amino acids. The record is from RefSeq and is a predicted model, not a curated record.